GCCACUCUGCCCUCUAUUUACUAACAAAAUUACCUGUUCUUGGCCGCACUUGCAAAUCAAUUAAGCCACCAUAAAUGGCAAUGCAAUAAAUAAUUGUGCGCUUAACUAAUGACCCAUCGAUAAACGGAGUUGUUAAGUACUGCGACGAGCAGAAUAGCGAACAGCUGGCUCAGACGGAGACGGAGACACAUUCCGAUGCACUUUCUCCCGAAGAAAACCCGUCGAGCGGCUUAUUUGACAUCCAUUUCGAUAUCAAUACAGAGAAAUAGAGAGAAAUAGCGAGAAAUAGAGGCCACAGCAACAGCCACCUGUGUAGCGACAACAGCCGCUGAGCUGCAACAACAACAACGAAAAGUUGAUUGCCAUCGUCUUGGCCACUUUAUUGGGCAUUAUAGCAGCAGUCAGUCACAUACCGCCCGUUCUCGAGUUCGCCACGAUUUCUUAAACUGUUUGCGUUUGCAGAGCACAGCACUCCAAAGAAUUUGAAAUUUGCAUAUCUAGAACCGGAGAGGUAUAUGCAGAGAUUCAGACUGGGCGUAGCAUGUUCAGCGAACUGAGUCAGCCGCCUUGAAAUUCUGCGCUAAAAGUGAGUUUCAGAAGAUACCAGUUGUGACUCGAAUUUCUAAUGCCUUAAGUGGAUCAUUUAGCAAAACAGGAUGGCUUCGAUUGUGGAGAAAGUGCGUCGCAUUUUGGAUUCAAAAGAUCUGGGCGACAUCACUACGGAACUCUGUGACUUUUCUCUAAAGGAACAGAAUGCCACCGCCGAGGCCCAGGGUGUACAGCCCUCAUCUGCAUCCGAUUUUGUGCCCAUUCUUGGCCAGACAGUCACCUAUAUUGUGGCCUGUGUGUUGAUCAACGAGCACGAUGAGCUGCUUAUGAUCGAGGAGGCCAAACAGAGCUGCGCCGGCAAGUGGUACUUACCCGCCGGUCGCAUGGAAAGGGGCGAAUCCAUCACGGAGGCAGCCGCCCGGGAAGUUUUCGAAGAGACUGGUCUGAAUGCCGAGCUGACCACUUUACUAGCGGUGGAGGCCGCCGGUGGCUCUUGGUUCCGCUUUGUACUCACUGGACGCAUCACAGGCGGGCGACUCAAAACUCCGGCGGAUGCAGACGCCGAAUCCAUUCAGGCGAGAUGGGUGCGUAACCCCAAGGAAGUGCCGCUUCGAGCCAAUGACAUACUGAGUAUAAUUGAGAUUGGAAGAGCCUAUCAUGAGGGGCAAAAGAUUGUCAUUAGCCCUUCACCCUGGCACGGAAGCAUACUGCCCACACGCUUCUCCCACAAACGAAACUAUCUGCGGGUUCUUGCUGUAGCCAGAAAGCGAGCACACAACUCUUUAAACAUCCUGGUCAGCGAAAAGAACGCCCACCACUUUCCUACCGUGGAACUGCAUCCGAAUCGCAGCCUGCACUCUACGCUGCGCAAGUUCAUGAUUGAGAUUUUUGGCGCGGAGCUGCCACAGCAUCGACCACAUGGCCUACUAAGCGUGGAACACUUGCCGUCGGAACAGGAGAACACUGAUGGAAUAUGCCUAAAUCUGCUUGUGGCUUUCCGGCCGCCACUCGAGGAAAUCUCGCUGAUCGGCAAAUGCAUUUGGCAGGAACUGGGCGCACCACUUGACGAGAUGCUGGGACGCAUUGUCAGCAGCAAGAACGCAUCCAUUCCGCUAAAUGUGGUGCGCUGAAGGCCUUAACUAGAGUAAUCUGUCCUUAUUUAUGGUGCAAGCAAUCUAUCCGUUGUUAGUUGCAAUUAAAGAUAGCUGAUGUCUGCCAGAUGUCUGACUGUAAGGCAAAUAUGUUUCCCCUCUUUGGUGCUAAAUAGUGCAUUACUUAGAUAAGUCUCUGCGAGUCUGUCAUUAAA
Drosophila santomea is the source of this 1855-nucleotide messenger RNA. Its product is annotated as 8-oxo-dGDP phosphatase NUDT18. Bases 657 to 1679 code for a protein of 340 amino acids. The transcript is spliced from 2 exons. Lineage: Eukaryota; Metazoa; Arthropoda; Insecta; Diptera; Drosophilidae. The record is from RefSeq and is a predicted model, not a curated record. Gene Ontology annotation, molecular function: magnesium ion binding; 8-oxo-dGDP phosphatase activity; 8-oxo-GDP phosphatase activity.